Molecule: messenger RNA, 1645 nt
Organism: Durio zibethinus
Lineage: Eukaryota; Viridiplantae; Streptophyta; Magnoliopsida; Malvales; Malvaceae
Source: RefSeq, a predicted model, not a curated record
GCUCGUUCUGUGAUCCAAGAAUCACAAACGCUGGCCUUUUCUGUGGCACUUCCUCGUCACCAACCAACUUUGUUCCAAUCUUUGCUACACUGAUGCAAGGCUUGUCAGAAGCGAUCAACAAUAACCAUUUUGCUUCUUACCAACUCAACUCUACACCUCCAAUGUAUGCGUUAGUUCAGUGCCAUGAAGACCUCUCACAAAAUGAUUGCCUUUCUUGUUAUGCUGCCGCAAGGACUAGAAUCCCACGUUGCCUUUCUUUUGUCUCAGCUCGAAUCUUUCUCGAUGGCUGCUUCAUGCGUUAUGAUGAUUACAACUUUUUUCAAGAGUCUGUUUCAUCUAGUGUGGAUAAUGUUAAUUGCAGCUCUAAUAACGUAACAGUGUCUGGUGAAGAUCAUAACAAUAGGCUGAGUUUGUUUGGCAGGAACGUUGAUUAUGCAGUUGGGAAUGUGACUAGGAUUGCUUUGAGAAAUGGAGGAUUUGGAUUGGUGGAGGUGGAUGGAGUGUAUGCAUUGGCACAGUGUUGGAAGAGUGUUCCGGCUCAAGGGUGCAGUGAGUGCCUGCAGAAGGCGGCAAAGGAGGUGAGAGGCUGCGUGCCAAAGGAGGAAGGGAGAGGGUUGAACACUGGGUGUUAUUUGAGGUACUCGACCCAGAAGUUUUAUAAUGAUGGGGCACAGACAGAUCAUGGUCAAGGGUUUUCUGGAACUGCAGUCAUUAUAACAAUUGUCUCAGCAACAUUUGCAUUCCUGAUGCUCUCUCUUUUAGCAGCUUAUGCUACAUAUGCAAGAUUAUCAAAGAGGAAAAAAGAGCUCAAAAAUCUCGGCCAUAUUUCGGAAAGGUUCCAAAAUUCACAUUUGAAGUUCAAGUAUGAAACUCUUGAGAAGGCAACAGAUUAUUUUAGUCUUUCAAGGAAACUAGGCCAAGGAGGAGCUGGCUCAGUAUUCAUGGGGAUUCUUCCAAAUGGAAAGACUGUAGCAGUAAAGAGAUUGGUAUAUAAUACCAGGCAAUGGGUAGAUGAGUUUUUUAAUGAGGUAAAUUUGAUCAGCAGAAUUCAACACAAGAAUAUGGUGCAGCUUCUUGGUUGUAGCAUUGAGGGCCCUGAGAGUCUCCUGGUUUACGAGUAUGUACCUAACAAGAGCCUCGAUCAGUUCAUUUUUGAUGAGGAGAAAGCAAAACUUUUAAAGUGGAAGCAGCGGUUUGACAUCAUUGUUGGAACAGCUGAGGGUCUAGCACAUCUCCAUGGAGGAGGGUCUGAAAUAAGGAUAAUCCACAGGGACAUUAAAAGCAGCAAUGUUCUUUUAGAUGAGAAUCUCAAUCCAAAGAUUGCUGAUUUUGGACUCGUUCGAUGUUUAGCUGCUGAUAAGAGUCAUCUUAGCACUGGGAUUGCCGGAACACUCGGAUACAUGGCGCCUGAGUACCUUGUUCGAGGACAACUUACUGAAAAAGCAGAUGUUUACAGCUUUGGGGUACUAGUUAUUGAGAUUGUAUGUGGUAAAAAGAGUAACACCUUCACAAAGGACUCUGGUUCCCUCUUACAAACAGUAAGCUCCCAAAUCUUUGUUCAAAAAAAUUUCAGAUUUUGAAACAUGAAUGAGCAUAUCACAACUGCUCUUGCUCUUAAAAUCACUUGGAAAUGAAAUGAGAAUUC